Messenger RNA from Toxorhynchites rutilus septentrionalis, 724 nucleotides. It is a transcript of the gene ND-B8, whose product is annotated as NADH dehydrogenase [ubiquinone] 1 alpha subcomplex subunit 2. The record is from RefSeq and is a predicted model, not a curated record. The transcript is spliced from 3 exons. The coding region runs from base 100 to 387 and encodes 95 amino acids. NCBI's taxonomy places the organism in Eukaryota, Metazoa, Arthropoda, Insecta, Diptera, Culicidae.
UUGAUCUAAUUUUGACGUUCCUCCUUUCAGAUUUCAAGUUUAUAUAGGUUCCCGUUUGCUCACGAAAAAGGUUUGUUGAAUUACUAGCAGAAGAAAAAAAUGAGGCUUUCUAUAAUCCGAUCGGCCCGAUUGAAUGCCGCCGUGAAGGAAUUACGUUUGCAUCUCUGCCAGACUGGCGAGGAAUCCAAAGGAGUGCGCGAAUUCAUCAAUAGCCAAUAUGCCCAACUGAAGCGGGAUAAUCCGACGCUGCCGAUAUUGAUACGCGAGUGCAGCGGUGUCCAGCCCCGUCUUUGGGCUAGAUAUGAAAUGGGAAUGGAAAAAUCGGUACCACUGACAAACGCUGCAGCCGCUGAUGUUUCAAAGCAUAUUACCGAGCUUGGAAAAUAGUUUAAUAUAUAAAUCAGUAACAGAAAUACAACACAAAAAUCUGAAGACGACCUUAUUUAAUUAUACUCUCAAUCAGUUAGAUCCCUUAGAUCACAUGAACAGAUGUAGGAUUCGAUCAAAUAAAUCGUUUCAAACUGAAGAUUUCCCUCUUAACUGUAAUGGAAGCGCGGGAAUACAUGUUUUUCCCUUGAAACCGUACUCUAAUCGAAAUUUGCAUUUUAUUUUUUUCAAUUAUAAAUUUUCGGUCACCUCAGAAUGAAAGUUUGAUUUUGGAUAUGUCGCAUAACUAAACCUAAUCGCUAUUGAAAGAAUAAAAACUUUUUAUUCUCACGUUGUA